Messenger RNA from Perognathus longimembris pacificus (Pacific pocket mouse), 3213 nucleotides. RefSeq names its product sphingosine-1-phosphate phosphatase 1 (gene Sgpp1). Gene Ontology annotation, cellular component: endoplasmic reticulum membrane. Gene Ontology annotation, biological process: phospholipid dephosphorylation; sphingosine metabolic process. The record is from RefSeq and is a predicted model, not a curated record. Bases 133 to 1464 code for a protein of 443 amino acids. NCBI's taxonomy places the organism in Eukaryota, Metazoa, Chordata, Mammalia, Rodentia, Heteromyidae. The transcript has 3 exons. Gene Ontology annotation, molecular function: sphingosine-1-phosphate phosphatase activity.
UGUGGCGCCGUCACCAGCGGACUCCGGCGAGCGCGAGGGCAGCGAGGUGCGGCUUGCCCGCUGGCCAGGCGCGCGGAGACGGUUCGGCGCUUCGCUCGGGGCCGGCUCGCCGUCCCCGCGGGUCCCGUUAGCAUGUCGCUGAGGCAGCACCUCGUUCAGCUGGCCUGCCGUCUGCAGGAGCCGCAGAAAGUGGCCAGUUUCCAGCGUCUGUGCGGGGUGGAGGCGCCGCCGACCCGCUCCGCCGACCCGCCGAGGGAGGAAGAUGGGCAGGGGGAGGCGCCGCUCGUCGGGGACGUCCGGCGGCGAGGGUGGUCGCCGGGGACGGCCGGAGGCCCCCAGCCGCCGGGACACGAUCGCAACCCGAGUGCCGCCAAGGUGGCGGGCGGCGGCGCCCCCAACGGCGUGCGGAACGGGCUGGCGGCCGAGCCGGGCCCGGCCGCGGCGUGGUGCGCGGGCUCCCCGCGCCGCAACUCACUGACGGGCGAGGAGGGCCAGGCGGCCCACGUGAGCAACUGGCCGCUCUACUACCUCUUCUCCUUCGGCACCGAGCUGGGCAACGAGCUCUUCUACAUCAUCUUCUUCCCCUUCUGGAUCUGGAACCUGGACGCCGUGGUGGGCCGCAGGCUCGUGGUCAUCUGGGUGCUGGUCAUGUACCUGGGCCAGUGCACCAAGGACAUCAUCCGCUGGCCGCGGCCCGCCUCGCCGCCCGUCGUCAAGCUGGAGGUCUUCUACAACUCCGAGUACAGCAUGCCCUCCACCCAUGCCAUGUCCGGUACCGCCAUCCCCAUCGCCAUGGUCCUCCUCACCUACGGCCGCUGGCAGUAUCCUCUCGCAUACGGACUGAUUCUCAUCCCUUGCUGGUGUUCCCUAGUCUGUAUAAGCAGAAUUUACAUGGGCAUGCACUCCAUUCUGGACAUUAUCGCUGGAUUCCUAUAUACCAUUUUAAUUUUAGCUGUCUUCUAUCCAUUUGUGGACCUGAUCGACAACUUCAACCAAACUCACAAAUAUGCUCCAUUAAUCAUCAUUGGGCUUCAUUUAGCUUUGGGGAUCUUUUCUUUUACUCUUGACACCUGGAGCACAUCCCGAGGAGACACAGCUGAGAUUCUUGGAAGUGGCGCUGGAAUUGCCUGUGGCUCUCAUGUCAGUCAUAGCAUGGGUCUACUGUUAGACCCUCCUCUAGACAUUCUACCUUUAGCUAGGCCCCCCAUUACUGUAAUGCUGUUGGGAAAAGCCAUAUUUCGCAUCCUCAUAGGAAUGGUAUUUGUACUAGUAGUCAGAGAUAUCAUGAAAAAGACUACCAUUCCUCUGGCCUGUAAAAUCUUCAAUAUACCAUGUGAUGAUAUUCGAAAAGCGAGGCAGCACAUGGAAGUUGAACUUCCCUAUCGGUAUAUAACCUAUGGAGUGGUGGGUUUCUCCAUCACAUUUUUUGUUCCCUACAUAUUUUUCUUUAUUGGGAUCUCUUGAUGGAAAAUACUAUGUAUGCUAUGAAAGGAGGCUAUCAGUUACUGGCAUCUAAAAAUACACCUGAGGUCAAAGUCAAACCAGAGUAAGACUUUUAGAAGAAUUUAACUGAAAGAGUUAUUUAAGAGAAUUCUUACGAGUGAGUGCAUUUUAUUACUGCACAUCCAGAUAGUGUUUUAGACAAGCUGAGCUAUUGCAAUACUGAGAAAAUGAUAAUCCAUUUAAAAUGUUCCUGUAAUAUUUGGAGAGUUUCUCAUUGUUAUGAGUUCAAGUUAUAUAUAAUAUAUAUUAAGGUACGUAAUAUGUAAUUAUAUCUCUAAUAUAUGUUAUAUAUAAAAUAUACCUGUUUUCUUUUGAAUUGUGGAGAAGUGUAUUACAAAAUCAAUAACAAUAUGCAGUUGUGGCUGUGUAUUUAGAAUUAAUACAGGCAUGUUGUUCUUCACAAAUGUAUUUCCCAUUAUAUCCUGUGGGAGCCAGUUCCUAAUUGAGUUGCAGAAUCUGUUUGCCAUCUUGUACUGAUCUCCUGCCUCCUUUUACACUGCCAUCACCUUUCACAGUACCCAUGGAAUUGAACAUGGGGAAUAUUUUUAAUGGACCAAAUUAUCAGGAAAAUUAGGUGUUGGAUUCUUUAUUUUUUAAAGUUCUGUACACUGUGUUGAAUGUACUUUUGUUGCCGUUGUUUUGGGUAUCAGUUUAAUGAUUCAGGUACUGAAUUUUAUUGCUUGCUAAUUGUGCCUUUUGUUGCUGAGUUAAGAAGUAUAUACUGUGAUGUAAUAGUAAGACUCUAAUUAUCAUAAGUUACAUAUAAUCAGGCAAAUAUUUAAAAAUAUAUAUUAAACUAAUGAGGAUAGAAGUAAACAACUCUCAUCUGUAUGUAGAAAGAAAUGGCAGAAUGGGCUAACGUUUCUCACUAAUUUAUUGGAAAGCUAAAUGGAUAAGUAUUUCCAUUUUUGUAAGUAUUUUUCUGUGCAUUGUAAGUUAGAGGAAUAAGAUAUAUUUUUUGUACAUUGUCUUGAUUGUUUAUACUGCAGGUAGAUGUUACAUGGAAAUGUAAAAAUUUAUAGGCGGGACAGUGCACACACUUCAUAUGGAAACAAAAGCUGUUUUUCUAAAUUAUUUGGAAAGGUUUAGACUUCCCAGUGUUAACUUUUAAUACACAUUCUUUAGGAAAAUUAUAAAAUAAAAAAAAUAGUGUCAGUAGAUUAGAUCCUAUUUUCUUUCCAACAUUUUAUUACUUUCAGAAUGGAAAAUUGGGGAAUAGUAUUAAACUAUUUUUCUGUCUAUGCCUUUAUGUUUUUAUGUGUGAUUAUAAUUAGGUUAACAUUAAAUUUAUUUAUAGUAGGAUUUUUCAUAAAUAAGAGAAUUUACUUUCUAUGUAAAGGAGCAUCAGGAAUGGGAUUACUGAUUUUAGUGCAAUAUCUAGGUGAUUAUUCACAAGUAUCAAUUAAGAUAUUUCUAUUUUGGACAGUGUAACUAUUUGAGCUAAUAUUUUUAUAAUUCUGAUCAAGAAUUAAGGGGCAUAGCAACUUGUAGCAAAACAAAAUCUGAUCAUUUUAAGUAAAGCUACUUAAUUUGUUCUCUAGUUUAGAAGAAACCAACACUCUUAGGAGCUGUUUAUUGGUAUGAUGGAAAAUGUGAAAAGAGCUUUUCUUUCAGAAUGUGGUUGAUGACUUAAAUUUUAAGGACUCUCAUAAUGUGUGUCUCUGCUGUCCUAUUAAUUUUUAUGUAUAGCUUAAAAAGUAUUUGAAAAUA